UAAUUCACUAGCUCUGUGGGUGAUUCGAACCUUCUUCUAGUUUCGUAGUGCUGGGGAGACCUGCGGUCUCACUCAUACCCUGCAAUACCAUUCUCGGAAUCACCAGCGGUCUCACAUUAGAUGAUAUUAUCAUAUAAUUGCUCCAUUCCCCAUUGAGUACUUACGUGCACUAGAAACCUCAUAAAUCCGCCAGAGCUGCGCCACGCUGAAUACAACACUCAUGUCUAUCUCAAAGGGCAUCACAUUGAUAACUGGUUCUGCUCAGGGAAUUGGCCGCAGCAUCGCUCUGCGACUCGCACGAGAUGGCUUUGACGUUGCUCUCAAUGAUGUACCCACCAAGGGUCCCCAGUUAGAAUCGGUAGCGACAGAGAUUAAAAGCCUAGGGAGACGAGUCUGCGUUGUUCCCGCUGACGUGUCUGUCGACGAACAAGUCAAAGGGAUGGUCAAUGAUGCUGUUACCAAUCUUGGUGGAUUGGACGUCAUGAUUGCUAAUGCUGGAGUGGGGACAGUUACCUCGCUUAUAUCCUCAACUGUAGAGUCAUGGGACCAUACAUUGGCAGUAAAUGCCCGUGGACCUUAUCUCUGUUACAAGUAUGCUGCCAUGCAGAUGAUUGACCAGGGGCAUGGUGGUCGCAUCAUCGGUGCGAGCUCACUCGUGGGCAAAAUGGCCUUCCCCAAUAAUUGCGCGUAUGGAGCGAGUAAAUUUGCAAUUCGAGGGCUGACUCAAGUCGCAGCUCUUGAGCUUGGCAAAUAUGGCAUCACGGUAAAUGCGUACGCUCCUGGCGCGAUACAGACUCCUUUGACCGAGGAGAUGAUUAUGGAUGAGUCCGGGAAGAUUGAUUUUGAAACACUUAUCCCCGAUCCUGUCUCGAGGAAGUGGGUUAUGUCGGUAUUUGAAAAUGUUCCUAUCAAGCAUAUUGGUCAGCCCGAAGACAUAGCUAGCAUUGUAAGCUAUCUCGCGUCGAAGGAAGCGCACUUCAUUACCGGUCAAUGCAUUUCCGUCGAUGGGGGAAUCUGUAUGUCCUAAUAAAAGUUUUGGUAAUAAAGUUGCGCUAAACAAUGCAAGAAUUUCAUCCAAGAACACCGACCUGUGCCAUGCGGUAAAACCGUAGUAGAAUUAAAACGAUCUCGAGAACAGUGAAUCCCCGCAACAAUGACCCAGACCAAUGAGAAACAUCGUCCACGACCGGGAACAGACUGUUUGGUCUUUCGAGCGUCCUUUGCAGGUAUCCCUGUCAGCUGACAGACGUCAAAACCACGACUGCAUAGUGCCAGCUGAGCUCAGUCCGAGUCAAUGAUAACAACUCAAUCGGAUAGACAUUUGCUCUGCACUUGAAGACAGCAAAUGAACGCUAGGCUUUAAAGUUGGUUGGGAGUUUAAUAUUACCAGAAUCUGAAAAUCA
Molecule: messenger RNA, 1403 nt
Organism: Suillus paluster
Lineage: Eukaryota; Fungi; Basidiomycota; Agaricomycetes; Boletales; Suillaceae
Exons: 9
Coding region: 221-1027 (268 amino acids)
Molecular function (GO): oxidoreductase activity
Source: RefSeq, a predicted model, not a curated record